Messenger RNA from Melanaphis sacchari, 2015 nucleotides. Its product is annotated as peroxidase-like. The record is from RefSeq and is a predicted model, not a curated record. The transcript is spliced from 13 exons. Lineage: Eukaryota; Metazoa; Arthropoda; Insecta; Hemiptera; Aphididae. Gene Ontology annotation, molecular function: heme binding; peroxidase activity. Bases 49 to 1923 code for a protein of 624 amino acids. Gene Ontology annotation, biological process: response to oxidative stress.
UACGAAAUAAAAACUGUAAGUUUUAUUUUUAAAUUCGUAUGUACAAAGAUGUUAAAUUUGUUUGUAUGGUUAUGUGUCAUAUCACUUUUGGGAACUUCAUCGAGUUAUUUAUCGAACAAUGACGAUCCUGUGAUUUACCGUGGAGAUGGUCCUCAUUCUAAUAGCAUAUACUAUGAUAAGUGUGUAUCAAAAGUGACGUGCAAACGAAAUAAAAUUUACAGGACAAUAAAUGGUGAAUGUAAUAACUUGAAGAAUCCUUUGUGGGGAUCGUCUGUGACUCCAUACAUCAGACUUUCUGAAGCUGCUUAUAAUGACGGUAUUUAUGAAGUUCGUAAACAAAUGAAUGGUUCUCUGUUGCCUAGACCUCGUGAAUUACAGAUAGUUAUAUUUUUGCAAAGAGCCAGGAAUAAUAUACCAGAUAAAUACAAUAACAAUUACCAUCUAAGUCAAUUUGGCCAAUGGGCCAAUCAUGAUAUUAGCCUCAUGGAAUCCGAUACAUCAGGGCCAGAAAAGUGUUGUUCCAUUCCGAUUUACAAAAUCAAUAGUAGAAGCCCAUACCAAUGUCAAUUAGCUAUUGAGAUACCUGUGAAUGACCCAGUUCUUGGUCGUUAUGGACAAACUUGUAUGGAGUUUAGACGUGCAAUGACAGUUGCCAAUAAUUUCAAUUGUCCCGUAAUUCCUCAAACCCCGAUGAAUCAGGCGACAUCAUUCUUUGACGCGUCACAAUUGUAUGGACAUAACAAAGAUAAGGCAGAUUCAAUUAGAUCGUUCAAUGGAGGAAGGUUGAAAACAGAUAUCAUAAAUGGGCAAGAGUUUAUUCCUCAAAAGAAAAGAUACGGAUCAUUAUUAUGUGAUGAUCGAGAAAACGUGGGCAUUUGUUUCGAAGCUGGAGAUCCAAGAUUAAAUCAACACUUUGGGCUCACAGCAUAUACAAUAAUGUUUACCAGGUAUCAUAAUAUUGUGGCUGAUAAGUUACAAAAAAUAAAUCCUCAAUGGUCUGAUGAAGUGUUAUAUCAAGAAGCUAGAAAGUUCGUUGGCGCACUAAACCAAAUAAUUGUUUAUCGGGAUUAUUUGCCUAUUUUACUUGGCAAAUCGUUCACAAGACGCGUCGGCUUAGAUCUUAGAAAGAGUAGAAGGACACGGUAUAAUCCUUCGCUCAUGCCACAAUUGACAACAGAAUUCGCAGGUGGUGCUUUUCGAGUGCCACACAAUACAGUGCCUUCGUUAUACAAUUUUGUAAACAAUAAUUAUGAAAUAGUGGAUUCAGUAAGACUUGGCGAAUGGAUGUCAAAACCUGAUCCCUUAGUAGAGGGCUCAAAUUUUGAUGAAAUAGUCAGAGGUAUGACGGUAACACCAGGCCGUAUGUUUACACCUUCGUUUAAUUUUUUAAUAUCAAAUUUCAUGUUCCGAUUUAAUGUCGUUGGCAACACAGAUUUACUGUCAGUGGACAUUCAAAGAGGGCGUGACGUUGGCGUACCAUCGUAUAUUACGAUAAGAAGUUUGUGUAAUUUUAAAAAAGUCAAUUCAUUUGAAGAUUUAUAUACAAUUUUAUCAUAUGAUGACGUCGAAAAACUAAAACAACUAUACGCAUCUGUGUAUGACAUUGAUUUACUCGUGGGAGCUUUACUUGAACGACCAGUUGACGGUGGAACGGUUGGUCCAACUGCACAGUGCAUCAUAGCUGAUGUAUUUUAUCGUAUUAGAUAUGGUGACCGUUACUUUUUUGAUGUGUCCAAUCAAGCAGGAAGUUAUUCAUCAGCACAAUUGAGAACUUUGAGAAACCUCGACCUUGGUCAUGUAUUAUGUGCUACAACUGAAUUGAAUGAAGUUCCAGUUAACGUUUUUAAGACAACUAGAUAUUCGCGCAAAAUAAAAUGCAGAGAUCAUUUAUUGAACUUGGAUCUUAGUGCUUGGAGAGAAUAGUUUUUUAGGUUGCAACACUCUUAUUGUUUAUUAAUGCCUUAAAAUUUAUAAAAUUAUUUAUAUAAAUUACUAAUAAAAUAAAUAAAUACUAA